AUGGGUCUCUUUCACCACCACCACGACAAGCACAACAACGGCCCUCAGGGUGGCCCCGGCGGCCCCGGCGGUCCUCAAGGAGGUGGCCCUGGUGGUCCUGGUGGCCAUGAAGGCGGACAUGGCGGUCCUGGCGGUCCCGGUGGUCACCAAGGAGGCGGUCCUGGCGGCCCUGGCGGUCAUCAAGGAGGUGGCUCCGGCGGUCCUGGUGGUCAUCAGGGUGGUGGUCCCGGUGGUCCUGGCGGUCACCAAGGUGGAGGUCCUGGCGGCCCAGGCGGCCCCGGCGGCAGGUGGUAA
Molecule: messenger RNA, 294 nt
Organism: Aspergillus pseudonomiae
Lineage: Eukaryota; Fungi; Ascomycota; Eurotiomycetes; Eurotiales; Aspergillaceae
Exons: 2
Coding region: 1-294 (97 amino acids)
Source: RefSeq, a predicted model, not a curated record